Messenger RNA from Asterias rubens (European starfish), 4479 nucleotides. Its product is annotated as NF-kappa-B inhibitor-interacting Ras-like protein 1. The transcript has 7 exons. Lineage: Eukaryota; Metazoa; Echinodermata; Asteroidea; Forcipulatida; Asteriidae. The record is from RefSeq and is a predicted model, not a curated record. Gene Ontology annotation, molecular function: GTP binding; GTPase activity. The coding region runs from base 117 to 722 and encodes 201 amino acids. Gene Ontology annotation, biological process: canonical NF-kappaB signal transduction.
UUAUUUUGUUCCGGUGUUGUUGGCUAAAAAUAUACAACAUGGUUGUCAGUUUCUCUAGUCUAUGUGAUGGUGUAACUUUUUUACUUGGUGAUAUUUGAUUCAACGGCUACAGGAAGAUGGGAAAGACCUGCAAGGUUGUUGUAUGUGGGAGUGCCUGCGUCGGUAAGACAGCAAUGCUUGAGCAGGCAAUAUUCGGGAAUCAUAUCAUCGGGAACUCAAACUGCUUUCAAACCAUUGAAGACAUCUACGUAGCAACAGUCGAAUCUAAUCGAGGAGUGAAGGAAAGAAUACGAUUUUACGAUACAAAAGGACUGCAUCCUAAGACCAACCCGGAACUUCCAAAGCAUUACUUCGCCAUCGCAGAUGGUUUUAUUUUAAUGUACAGCAUCACGAGUCCAGAGUCGUUUCGCCAGGUUCAGCUUCUCAAGAAAGAAGUGGACAAGAUCUCCAAGGAGAAGGAUAAGCGAGAGGUUUCACUGAUUGUUGUGGGCAACAAGGUGGAUCUGUACAAGGAGAGACAAGUGGAGUAUGACAUGGUGUGUGCCUGGGCACAGAAAGAAAAAGUCCCACUUUAUGAGGUGACGGUAGCUAAUCGCAAGGUGUUAAUGGAGCCUAUAGUCGCCCUUACAUCCAAGCUGACUCUACCAGUUGUGAAAUCCACUUUCCCAUUAUCACGAAUCAAGCCUCGACAGGUGACAAGCUCAUCUUCUCAGGAUGUUUGACAAAUUCAAGAUGGUCAGUAAACGGCAGUCUGGUGGAGUGAGUGAUCAUGUGCAAUAACAUUAUUACCUACAAAAUCAUGUAGUCAUUGUAGAGGCUUUUAACUCUUUCAUGCGCCAAAACCAAAUUUCAAAAUGGCCACAGUUUUCAGAAUAGGAGAGAGAACUCUUGAAGGCGUUAUUGUGACUUUUAAAAAAUUUUAUUUAAAUUUUGUCCCUUUUUUUAGGGGGGGGGCGUUGUUGCCAUUUGUAAAAAACAAUGUGUCCACAUGAUCAAUUUUUCACGAAAGUUAAUGGUGCAUGAAAGGGUUUAAUCAUAAUCAUUGUUUAUGUUUCAUAAAAAAUUCAUGUAAAAUAUGCUUCAUGAGAUUAGGGCAAACAUCCCCAUCUUAGUUCACAUCUUUUUUAUUGCUUUAAAUAAAAAGCUGGCGAUCAUUUUGAACUGAACUUUGUGGCCAUUUUCAUUUUGAAUGCUUGGCCGCUAUCUUGGAAAAAAACUCAAUAAACAUUAGGCCCCCGUCCUUCUCUUUUGAAAGAAAAUGGACGAUCAACUGGUGUUUUGUUUUAUCUUUAUCCUAUGCAUUCAUGUUCAAGCUGAGGAUAGGUAUCAUAAAGUAAUUUGUUCGCUACAUCUUGAAAAGAAAACUUGUCUUUCUUUUGACUAUAUUUAUCAGAAUUGUUUUCUACCGUGUGCCGGUGGUUCAUUAGAAUCCAAAUUUCUAACUCGAUUGUGUCAGGGCUAAAAGUUUGGGGAAAAAUGAAUCCGAACCCUGCGUGGAAAUUUUUUAGCCCUGUAUGUGAUAGCAUAGUUGCUACAAGAUUCUUGAUGGGAGCAGUUUUAGGGUGAACCUUGAUUUUCAGGAAAAAUUCAAACUAAAAAGAUAAUUUCAGGUAUUUUGAAGUAAGUUUAAAACUAAAAUUUUGUAAGUAGUCUCUGUUCCUGCUCCAUCAUUGGUUGGAAUAGUUCAAAAGAUGCUCAUUUCAGAUGAUCAAAAACACUUUAGUAAGAUUGAACAUGUGUGACUUUGAACUCGUGUUAAUAACGAAACUUCAGUUAUUUUUGCUGAAAUUAGCCAAGAAAAAGGCAAACCUAUACAUUUUGUAGAUGUUUAUUAGAUUAAUACAUUCAAAAUGUAUUUUAUUUGAAGUAGAAAUUUGACAUGAAAUCUCAAUCGUGUCCCACGUUUUGUGGAAAGGUUUAGCUUUCAUAUGAUGCAUCUGAACCAUAUUUCACAAAUCAAUUUGUGCUCCAAGAAUUUUUAAAGGGUUGUAAGGAUUUUUGUUUCGUUUUGUAGAUGCUUUUGUUAAGUAGAUAUUUUUGUUCUGCAUGUGUGCUUGAGUUAAGUUGUGUAAACGUUUAUUUUGUAUUAGUUAUUUUGUCUACAGUGCUCGACAUAAACAUCAUAAAAUAAAAGCUACAAGUGCAAUAAGCAUUGGCGAUACUUUUUUUUUCAAGGCAUAAUUGUAAAAAUGUAUUUAUUCUUCGGUACAAAUUGUAGUUUUGUUUAAUAAUCCUUUGCAGUUCUUUUUAAGUAGUACAUAUUCACAUAUAUUAUACUUCAUCCUCUACAUUGGCAUAUUGGCAUAUUAGAAAAAUGAUUUUAUCCCAAUAAAUGUGAGUGUUGCAUGAUCCAAAUACGUGAGUUAAGGCUUUAAAUAGAAGCGUUUAUCAAUCGAUCAAGUAAAGACACAAGAUAUAGGCCUAUAGUUUCUUUUCUGCAGGCAGAAAGUUUGAAUAUAAUGGACACAAAUUCCUGAAACUGCUGUUUUGGGCCAUGCAAUCACCGAAGCCACCUUCUUUAAAACAAUAAUAGCAAACCACAAAAAAAAUUGUAAUAAAAAUGCAAAUUCAUAAACCACAGAUAAAAAGGUAGUGCCAUUAGCUUUUCUAAAUCUCACCCAAAUUGCAUUAACUGCUCGCCUCAUAAUAUAUCUUGAGGUAGAAUCUUGUAUGGAAAUUCUACAUGAAAGGUAAAAGGGUUCAUUGAAAUGGUGUCUACAAUUCUAAGGGUUCAAUGCUCUUAAAAAACAGUUCUGCGACUCCUAUAAAGCCCUUUUGUUCUGCUAACAAAAGAAGAUGCAAUUUUGAUUCUGUUUACGAUACUUAAGUGAAAGCUGUUACCAUUGUUAAAGUUCAUGCCUAUAAUUAUCAAGCAAGCAGCUUUUACUUGUCAGAGUAGAAAUAUAGAACAAAAUUUAAAUAAUAUCAUCUCAGAAUCAUUAUUUUGUUUUACAUGAUAAUGUAGUUGUUUUGUUGCUUCUUUUCUUAGCAGUCUUCCAUGCCCCUUGAACAACUUUGAAAUGGUUUGUUUGACAUUUUUAUCACUUAGGCAGACAUGCCUUGUAGUAAACUAGUUCCCUGCUUUUCACUUUGCAAAUUCACACAGUAUUUACCGACAUAGAAAGCAGAUACAAUUUGGUGCAAGUUGAUAAGAGGCCUUUUAGAAACCACUAACUUGGCUCGAGCUUCGUCCAACAAUGUGAGGCACUUGAAAACCACAAACAUUUCAGAAUUCUGUACAGGAGCCCAAGCCACACUCUAAGCCAGAACCUUGAUUUCGCAAAGGCCCAUCCAGAGUACAAUGCACAUCAUACCAAGAUGCAUACAUUAUCCUAGUCUCGGUGCAAGAUGUUUCUCAUUUCCCUUUCACGCUGUGCGAGAAAGGAAAAUGAGAAACGUCUUUUUGCACCAAGACAAACAUCAUCCAAGAAAUAUAACCUUCUCGAUACUACAAAGAAUAAGGCACUCAUCAAAAGGGCCCAAAUUUCAUGCGUAGUUAAGACGAGUGCUUAAAUUUAUUUGGCAAGCAAAAUUAGCAGGGAACCAGAAAACAAAAUACCUGACAUCACAUGGCAUUUUAGCUGGUAACCUUUCAUGCCAAGUAGAAUUUAUCAUAGAAACCAUAUUAAGCAUUUUCAGUGCAUUUUUCCCCAUGACUUUCUUUUUUACGUUAUCAAACAAAAUUAAACUAUCCACUGAAAUCACUAAAAAAUAAUUUAAAUAAAACUCCUUCAAAACUCUUGAUUUCUCUCUUAUUUUCAUUAAUUUAUCAGCAUCACCUCAUUGUAAAAAAACUCAAAUAAUUUAAAAUAAAAUUACUAAAGUUAAAAAAACCAAAUACAGCAUUUUUCCAUCUUGUUAUUAUAAGAAUGAUCGACAUAAAGUAUCCUUUGCCAAUAUCAGCCAAUCUCUCAAACGAAAUGAUAACAGUAAUUAUUUUAUAGGUUCAAAUGCAGCAGUGGUUUUUGAGGGAAUAAAUUAUUAUCUGUCAUCAAUUUCACAAAGCCUUAUCUUAAGAUGAGUAAGUGAUCUCUAUAGAGCCUAAGCUUUUUGCUCACAAUUAAGAUUGAUAUAGACCUUUAAAGAUCAAUCUUAGCCCUUUGUGAAACCCUGGUUUGCUUCUCACAAACCAGAUUCCAUCUUGUGUGCCCUUCUCAUGAAUAAUUCAGUGCAUAAAGUCCUAAGCUUUAACCUUCUUUUGAACAAGCUUCAUAAUGAAUGAACUCUAGUUGUGCCACAAUGUCAAGGUUUGUUUCUAAUUUGGAGCUAAAAAAAGUUCAAAUUCAAUACACGAAAAUUGUUCAUUGAAAAUCCUACGUGAAAGCUUGUCUAUACCGGCUACUCCUAAACUAUCAACCAUCAAUUCAGGCCUUGCUGUAUUUCUUGUUGUUUGUUUUUGUUUACAUAAAUCUAUAAAAUCAAAUUAUGUAUUUGAUUAUUUUACUCCAGACUGAUAUUAAAUAACAAUAACUUAGAAUA